Wickerhamiella sorbophila is the source of this 630-nucleotide messenger RNA. Its product is annotated as Mediator of RNA polymerase II transcription subunit 7. NCBI's taxonomy places the organism in Eukaryota, Fungi, Ascomycota, Dipodascomycetes, Dipodascales, Trichomonascaceae. The record is from RefSeq and is a predicted model, not a curated record. Gene Ontology annotation, molecular function: transcription coregulator activity. The transcript has a single exon. Bases 1 to 630 code for a protein of 209 amino acids. Gene Ontology annotation, cellular component: mediator complex; core mediator complex. Gene Ontology annotation, biological process: regulation of transcription by RNA polymerase II.
AUGUCCAAUUUGGCGACGGUUUUCCCACCUCCGCCGUUCUACUACGAGCUGUUCACUGAGGCGAACUGGGAACGCGCCCAGAAUUUGAAUGGACAAGCGCCUGACGAGGAGCUGGAGUACCUUGUGCCGCCGCCGCCGCCCGAAACGCCCACGUACCGAGGGUUUGGUUCGAUCUGGAACACAGAAGAGAAGCUUGUGCCCCUAAAAGAGGCCGGCGUAGAGCAGCUGUACGAAGACUUGGGUCCGAACAACGAGAAUCUCGUGCCCGAACUCAAAAAGCUCCUGAAAUCAGUGCUGGUCAACUUUGUCACCCUGGUUGGCAUCAUGUCAAUAAACCCUGAGCAAUUCCCUGCCAAGGUUGACGAUUUGCGGGUGCUGUUUAUCAAUAUCCACCAUUUGUUGAACCUGUACCGCCCGCACCAGUCCCGGGAAAGCCUCGUGCUGCUCAUGACCGAACAGAUUGCCGCGAGACGCCAGGAAAUUGUCGAGAUGAAAGCGUCCAACCAAGAGAUCGAGCAGCGAAUCAAAACUCUGGUCGAGCAUCUCCCGAACCUGACCCAAAUGGAGCCUACCGAUAAACCCGAAUCAGAGUGGGGCCAGUUUGAUCUCGAAGUCGAUAAACUACCUUAA